AUGUUGUCCUUCCUCCGAGCACCCCAUCCUCAGCGAACAAAUAACGCCAGCAAAGACCUGGUCAUCUACGAGAAUGGCACGUCUUCAGUACAUUACCACGACAAGGGACACAACAACUACAUGAUGACACACACAAUCCCUCCAACACAUCCAAAGGAAGGACCUUCGAUCAUCCAGCCACCGUUCCACUAUCACAUCUAUCAGACCGAGAAGUUCCAUGUGCAACAGGGCACAGCAAACAUGUAUUUCGGCCUGAACGCAAAGCCAAGCGCUGUUCUGAGCUCGAAGGGAGGCAAGAGCUCAGCGGUCCUCGGACCUUGUCGAUACCACAGAUUCGAGAACGCUAGCCCUAGUGAGGUCCUGAAGAUGGAUAUCCAGCUUGAUCCUGAAGACUACGAGAAUGAGCAGCGAUUCUUCCGAAACUUCUUCGGGUAUCUGGAUGACUGCAAGAGAACAAAACAAGCUCCGAGCAUAUUUCAGCUGUUUGUAUUCUUGCAUUCUGCGGAUACACCAUUGGCCAUACCACUUCCCAACUUGCCCUUCAUGGAGAUGUUAGGCGUGUAUCUCAGCAGGCUGUUGUUGAUAGCGGUGGCAUAUUUCGGAAUGUACGGGCUUGGAUACCAGCCAACGUAUCCUGAAUACUACGAUAGCAACAAGAGCAGAUAA
Messenger RNA from Fulvia fulva, 666 nucleotides. RefSeq names its product putative oxidoreductase virH. The transcript has a single exon. The record is from RefSeq and is a predicted model, not a curated record. Bases 1 to 666 code for a protein of 221 amino acids. NCBI's taxonomy places the organism in Eukaryota, Fungi, Ascomycota, Dothideomycetes, Mycosphaerellales, Mycosphaerellaceae.